Angiostrongylus costaricensis is the source of this 756-nucleotide messenger RNA. The record is from the annotation of a GenBank genome assembly. Lineage: Eukaryota; Metazoa; Nematoda; Chromadorea; Rhabditida; Metastrongylidae.
AUGUCGUUUUGGUUAGUAGGAAAAGCUCAUGUUCAACUGAAGCGCUUGUCUUCUCUAUCCAAGGACGCCAAUCCAUUGCAUACUGCUGUAUUGCUCUUUGCUCACUUUAGUCUGGCGUUUUUCAUUGCAGCUUUUACACCUCUACUUAUAAGAAGUGCAGCGCUUCCAUCAUCAACUAGGAAUGAGAUUGAACUGAAUCUGUCGUUUCAAACAUGUAGUGAUGAUCUUCAUGGCAUUUGUUCCUUUCCGUCAGUUACGUUGGAGUACGAAAAGGAGUCCUUGUUUUCACCGUCAGUAACCUACGCUUUGUCUAUUCGUCUUCGUUUUGCUGAUAUUGGACGCGAACAGAAGCUUGAAGUCUUCCAGAAUGUCAUAUCUUUAUACGACAAAGACGAUUUGUUGGAAACUUAUUCAAGGGUGUCGUAUUUGAACAAGCCAAAUUUUCUUACAACGCUUUUACGGACGGUUUUCUUCCCAUUGUAUUAUGUUGGCCUGUUUUAUGACUACAACACUUUGGAUAUUCCUAUAACAACAUCCCACACCGAGACAGUUACGAAGUCCUCCACGAAGCUUUUAUAUCAGCUGCAAGAUCGCUUUGCACAGGUUGAGAGUGCUGUACUGAUUGUGGAUGCACGUUUUGGAAUAAUUCGGCAUUUUUUGUAUAACUGGCCAUUAACAUCUUCCAUAGUUUUAUUUGCUUCUUCUUUUUCGGAAUUUGGUUUAUUUCUUACAGAAUAUAAAAAUGGAUUUUUUUAG